This is a messenger RNA of Fusarium poae, 372 nucleotides long. RefSeq lists its product as uncharacterized. The record is from RefSeq and is a predicted model, not a curated record. Bases 1 to 372 code for a protein of 123 amino acids. The transcript has a single exon. Lineage: Eukaryota; Fungi; Ascomycota; Sordariomycetes; Hypocreales; Nectriaceae.
AUGUCACGAACCCCAUUACUAUUCAACUGCCUAAUAAGAACCCACCAUAUAACAUCCCGCAAAAAGCUCUCGCGCGUUCGCCGCGCAGCUCAGCAGCUCAACAUAGACUGGCUUCUCGUGCGCAGCGGCGGCUCGCCGGGAAUAAUGUUCGCCGAAGCGCGCGACGAGGCGGGACUGACGGAGUGGGUGUCCACGGUGCAGGCUCUACGGUACAAAGAUUUCAGAUGCGUUGCGAAGCCGGCGCCUGUGCUUGUGUCAGAGGGUGUAAGAAGGGCAGGGUUUGACGAGACGGGGGAGGUGAAGGAGUUUGCAAAGUUCAUGGAGGAGAGGGGAUUGGGGGAGUGGUGGAAGAGGGGCAUGGGGUUUGUUUGA